AGCUGAGUGAACUGUUAGAUAUUAAUGGUUUAAACGUAUUAUUUUUCUUUUGCCAUCGAUUUCAAACAACAGCGGCUGAGCUGGAGGGAUUAAUGUGCUUUCUUUGUGCAAUCAGUUGAAAAGCAGUGAAGUAACAUGCCGUGACGUUGUCCAACAAUGUUUUGGUUCCUGGCGGUGACGUAAUACACAAAAACAUGGUUCCCUUGUUUUGAACCCGAAAAGCGUGCUAAGUGCUUCUUUAACUUCACUACGCAUGAAGAUGCUUUUCGGAAAUUGAAUGACGGGAGAGGAUUUUUAAGAGACGAUGGCUCAGGCCGUGGAGACGUGUGCUGAAUCCGGACGCAGGCUGCGCUCCAUCUGCCGGAGGAUGUACGACGAGAACGAGGAUUUGUCUGAUGUGGAAGAAAUCGCAAACAUUAGGGGGUUCAGCGUGGAGGAGAAGCUCGUCAGUGACAGCUACAACGCAAAGUUCGUCAGCUCGCUGGAGGGUAAAGACUUCUCUUAUGAAUAUGUGCAAAGGGAGGCUCUUAGGGUGCCCCUCAUUUUUAAAGAGAAAGAUGGACUGGGGAUCAGAAUGCCUGAUCCAGAAUUUACAGUUAGUGAAAUUAAAGGCUUGGUUGGCAGUCGUCGGUCUGUGGACGUUAUGGAUGUAAGCACUCAGAAAGGGACUGAAAUGAGCAUGGCUCAGUUUGUCCGUUAUUACGAGACACCAGAGGAAGAGCGGGACAAACUCUUCAAUGUCAUCAGCUUGGAGUUCAGCCACACCAAGCUGGAGAAUCUCAUCAAGCGGCCCACAGUGGUGGACCAAGUCGACUGGGUGGACAACAUGUGGCCUCCUGAUCUGAAACAAAGCCAAACAGAAGCCACCAAUGUCAUCUCAGAGAUGAAGUACCCUAAAGUGCAAAGGUAUUGUCUCAUGAGUGUGAAGGGCUGCUACACAGACUUCCACAUCGAUUUUGGGGGAACUUCCGUUUGGUAUCACGUAUUCAAGGGACGGAAAGUGUUUUGGCUCGUGCCUCCAACCCCUCACAACCUUGCCCUUUAUGAGGACUGGGUCCUUUCGGGCAAGCAGAGUGAUAUCUUCCUGGGAGACCGAGCUGAUGGAUGCCAGAGAGUGGAGCUUAAGCAAGGAUACACCUUCUUCAUCCCAUCUGGUUGGAUCCAUGCUGUCUACACUCCUGAGGACACACUGGUGUUUGGAGGCAACAUUCUGCACAGCUUCAACAUUCCUAUGCAGCUCACCAUCCAUGAGAUAGAGAAUAGGACUAAGGUUCAUUCCAAGUUCCGUUUCCCCUUCUACUAUGAGAUAUGCUGGUAUGUCCUGGAGAGGUACCUGCACUGCCUGACCAAAAGGUCCUACCUGUCUCAGGAGGUCCAUAAAGAGCCUGUUAUAAUGGACAAUGAGGCAAAAACAAACACAGAGAGCCCCUCCUCUGACUCAAGGAGCCAGGACAUAAACGAGGACUCAUGUGAGACUCAGGUCAGAGAUGACCAGGGUGAAAAACCCGAGAGAGUCACCCAGGAUGGCCCCUGUUCACCUGACAACCGGAGGGGCCAACACCUCAAAGCUGUUUUAUCUGUCGACUCUGAGGACAGCUGUAACCCCGGCUCCACCUCUCUGGAUUUCCCCCAGACACCCUCCGACUCUCCGGCCUCAGAGUCUCAGAGUAAAUGGACGCAUUUGACCGAAUUUGAACUGAGCGGACUCAGGACGCUGGUGGAGAAGCUGGAGUCGCUUCCUGAAAAUAAGAAAUGCAUUCCAGAGGGAAUCGAGAACCCACAGGCCCUGCUGGAUGACAUGAAGGCUGUAUUGAAAGAACACGCUGACGAUGACCCAAAAUUAGCGCUCAGUGGAGUUCCUGUUGUGUACUGGCCUAAGAAAACUGUAAAGCCUCGGCCUCCCAACCGGCCGAAACCUAAGAUGGCAGCUUCUCCUGCAUCAGCAGUCAAGCUGUCAGCCAGUCGGGGAACAUCUGGUGCCAGGAGGAGAAGGACUCGCUGUCGGAAGUGUGAGGCAUGCCUGCGGACGGAGUGCGGAGAGUGCCAUUUCUGUAAAGACAUGAAGAAGUUUGGCGGGCCGGGCCGUAUGAAGCAGUCCUGCAUCAUGAGGCAGUGCAUCGCUCCCGUCCUGCCCCACACGGCAGUGUGUCUCAUCUGUGGAGAGGCAGGGAAAGAGGACACAGUGGAGGACGAAGAGGAGAAGUUUAACCUCAUGCUCAUGGAGUGCUCCAUCUGCAAUGAGAUUGUCCAUCCAAACUGUCUUAAGGUGAAAGAUUCAAAUGGAGUAGUCAACGAUGAGUUGCCAAACUGCUGGGAGUGCCCGAAGUGCAACCAUGCCGGGAAAACGGGGAAAGCCUCAAAGCAAAAAAGGGGGCCAGGGUUUAAAUAUGCUUCAAACCUCCCCGGCUCUCUGCUGAAAGAGCCGCGGUUAAACCGGGAGUCAAAAGAGGAGCCCGAACCUCCGAUGGUGGCUACAGCAACUGUUACUGCUUUGACUCCCACGUCUGCUGUGAAGAGGAAGGCAGAGCGGGACGAAUGUCCCAAGAGGAAAGAGGAAGAGCCUCCAAAGAAACGCCCCCCGCUGUUGAUUCUGGAUGGUACGCCUAGGCCGAGGCUAGAGGACAACCCUCUAAGAAAAAAGAGGAAGCUUUUUGACACAAAUGAUGAACCUGCCAUUGUAAAAAAGAAGAAGAAGCUUUUAAAACCAGAGGAUCCCUUGGCUCCAAAGCUGUUGCGGCAAAUCAAGACAGAGAACGAUCAGGGAGAUGAAGAAGACGACCAGGAAGAACAUGAUGAUGGAUUCCCCUCAGACAGGAUUCAUGUAAAGGAGAAGAAUGAGUAUGAUGAAGAGGACCAGGAAGAAGACGAGGAGGUAGAGGAGGAGGAAGAGGAGGUGGUGAAAAAAGAGAGGGAGAGCAGUGCAGAGGACAAGCCCAAGCUCCUGUUAAGUCCAUUGCUAAGAACAUCUGCAGCUAGAGAAACUGAACAAACCUCCUCUAACUCUCCCCGAGCCGGACCGAGCAGCGAGUCAGGAGAAGCUCAGGAGAAGUGCGCUGUCCAGCCAAAGCCUCGCCAUCAGCGCCGACGCCUCCCCAACAAAGAGCUGAGCAAAGAGUUCAACCAGGACAUUCCAAAGACAGAAGACGGUCUGUCCAACCAGAACCACAGCUCAGUGAAGACAGAGGACAUCCCAGCCAAUCACAACCGACGACCACUGAAGACUGAGGACUCUGUGACCAAUCAGAACCGUAAACCACUAAAAACAGAGGACUCGACCACUAACCAGAGCCGCAGGGCACUUAAAACGGAGGAGGGUUUGGCCAACCAAAACAGGCGACCGCUGAAAACGGAGGACAGCCUGGCCAACCAAAACCACAGGCCUGUAAAAACUGAACCCGAGAACGAAGUGGACGACCAAAAGCCGAGGUGGCCUCUCAAUAACGGCGGCAGCGACCUUGGUGAUUGGCUGCGACACAGAGGACGGGAGGUGAACGAGACGCAGCGUGGCUACUCCCCACUCAGCUGGAACAGAAGCGCGCAGAUCACACCCAUAUGCCCUCGUCCACUCCCCUGCCGGUCGCCGCCAAAAUGCAUCCAAAUGGAGCGCCACGUGAUCCGGCCCCCUCCCAUCAGCCCCCCGCCCGACAGAUUGCCGCUGAACAGUGAUGAAGCGCACGUGAUGCGAAGAGAGAUGUGGAUGAUGGUGUUCGGUCACCUCGCUCACAGAGAUCUUUGUGUCUGCAUGCGCGUGUGCAGGACGUGGAACAGAUGGUGCUGCGACAAAAGGCUUUGGAAGCACAUCAAUCUGAACCGCUGCAAGUCCAUCACACCACUCAUGCUGAGCGGUAUCAUCCGGAGACAGCCGGCAGCUCUGGACCUCAGCUGGACCAACAUCUCCAAGAAACAGCUCAGCUGGCUCAUCAACAGGCUGCCAGGUCUGCGUGUGCUGCUGCUGUCAGGAUGCUCCUGGGUGGCCGUCUCUGCUCUUUGCACCUCCAGCUGUCCUCUUCUCCGAACUUUGGAUGUUCAGUGGGUUGAGGGACUGAAAGACGCCCAGAUGAGGGACCUGCUGUCGCCCCCUACAGAUAACAGGCCAGGUCAGUUAGACAACAGGAGUAAGCUGCGUAAUGUGGAGGACCUGCGCCUGGCAGGCUUGGACAUCACCGACACGUCUCUACGCCUCAUCAUCCGUUACAUGCCCAUGCUAUCCAAACUGGACCUCAGCUACUGCAACCACGUCACCGACCAGUCCGUCAACAUCCUGACUGCUGCCGGGACGACCACCAGAGACUCGCUCACUGACAUCAACCUGUCAGUCUGUAAUAGGGUCACGGACCAGUCGCUGACCUAUUUCAAGCGCUGUGGCAGCAUAUGUCACAUCGACCUGCGAUACUGCAAACAGGUGACCAAGGAAGGAUGCGACCAGUUCAUUGCAGAGAUGUCCGUCAGCGUGCAGUUUGAACUCAUAGAGGAGAAACUGCUGCAGAAGAUCAGUUAGGCAGAGGAGCACGGGAGAGAAUGUGUGACACUCACAAGUGGUGAAACUACUGUCCACACGGAGGCAGCAGACGACUGUGUGCUCGUGGGGAGCGGUCGCCGAUGAGGACGGCGUCUGUUCCCGUGCGGCCGGUGUGAAAAAGGGAAAGCCGUGCUGCUGAGCCAGAAUGUAUAAAAAGAGAUGGAAAUCUUGCAAAAAUAUUUCUGUUGUUGUUUGCACCUGUUUAUAUAAGUUAUUUAUUUCUUUAUAUUGAUUGUUUGUGUAUUGUAUCUUGAUUCCCUUUUUGGUGUUUAUAGAUUAUUUUUUGUUCCAAUGCAAAGUGCAUUAUAGAGUAAUACUAUUUUUGUAUCAGAAAGUGUUUCAUACAUUUAUGUGCAGUAUUGAUUGCACCAUUGUACAGUAUCAUACCAUUGAAAUUGAUAAUCAAUCGGCAUUACUGUUAAGCUCUUUAUUGUUGAGAGGCAAAGGUCUAUUUGUUGCCAAACUGUAGGGCGGUAGCUUGUGUUUGUGUGGGUGUUAUUUUUAUAUUUUAUUAUGUGUGUCAGUGCCCUUUUUCUGAUUGGAGGUACUGUACAUUUUGUUUUCCAGAUGUAGAGGUUUAAAGUUUAAAAAGUUAUUUGCACUGAUACAGUAAAUAUGAAUACAUGAAUGUGUUCACACAUACACUAAACAGUGUACAGUGUAUAAAGCAUAUUUUUCCAACACUAAAAUGUUCUGCUAAUUCUGCUAACAGCUUCUAGUGAAGUGGGUCACAUUAAGACCUGCAUACAAGCGUGUCUAUCACUCUUUAGUAUUUAUCGGUUCUUUGUGGAAGGAGGCGUUUUAGCUCUGCAUGCAGCAAAGACAUAUGUUUACACCACAGUAACUGUAGUAACUGUUGAACAAUAUAACCAUCUGUCAUUAGCCGAACUAGACUUAGUGGUGAAUCGUACGAAAUAAAUAAAUAAGAAAUAAAGGACCAACAAAGUCCGCGAUUAGGACAUUAACAGUAGUAAUUUGCAUAAAGACUGUUCUCUCCCCCGUAUGACAGUAGUGAGACGUGUAACUCAGGUGUCAUCAGUCAAAAGGCUGAAUGAUAAAUGGUAUAAGGACUGUUUCUCUUAUUUUCACCAAUGAUCCUGUUAAUUCUGUACAUUUAAAAUUUCUCCUGACCCCAGAUAUUCGAGUCUAGUAAUGUAUCCUGUUUUAUUUAUAAAUCCAGUGUGUCGGUUUUAGUGGCAUCUAGCGGCGACGUUGCAGAUUGCAAUCAAAAGAACACCCCUCGUCUCACCUAGCUAUAAGGACCUCUCUUCAAACCAGUAUUUGAUUUGUCUAUCCGAGCUACUGUAAAAAUGUGACAGUGCAACAUGGCGGAUCCUGUUGAACAGGACCCCACUUCCUCUGUAGAUUUAUUCUAACAUAACAACUACCUAACAAACUACUAACAAAAACCCAACAAUUUUUAAUUUUCUUGUGAUAAAUCAAAACAUUGUAAUGAAAAAUAUAUUCAGUUUUUGCCAAUAGAUUCCCCUAAAUCCUACACACUGGACCUUUAAGUAUAUAUUUGUCCAGUCCACAUCCAUGUCACUCUCCAGACAUGAGCUUCUGACCACAAAGUUGAGACCAAAUACAAGAUAAACACUGUAUUGUAUGAGAAAGAAUCAUAGGCCCUAUAUGUACAUGGCAUUUAGACUGUACUAUAGAAGAAGCGGCACAAACAACAUAUUUCUUAAAAGAUUUGUGCAAGUGAAAAUGGAUGUUGUUUGUUCUUUUUUUCUUUGUCAGAGAUUCCACAGAAAGACAUUUAUUUAACACUGGUUGCUUUCUUUAAAGUGAGUUCUUUACAUUUUUUUUUAUUUUUGAUACCUUUUGAGUUUAAUUGUCUUAAGAUAACAUAUAUUGUAACCUACUGUAUCAGUCAGUCUAGUGCAUUUAUUAAUUAUCAUAAUAUUAAAGGUUCUAUAUAUGACAUUCACUGCCACUAGAUGUCGAACUAAAGCACCAGCAUCUCAGACCAAAUCAAGUGGGCGCGUCGACCACGCCUCUGCUGUUAAAGGCUGUUGCCCUCCUCAGAGUGACCAGGCUCAGCUGAAAAAAAGUAAUUUUUACGUCGCAGAUCAUCCAACUCGACAGGCAACAAAACAAGUCUGCUUUUGUCAAAAUAAAACCUUUACUUCAUUGAGUUAACUGUGGAAAUAUUCAGGAUCUGCAUGCCGUUUUUCCCUCGCUGUACAAUAGUAACAUAUUCAGCUUGGUAAAUAGCCAUUUUUUCAAUUUGCAGUGACUUCAGUUCAUAUAAUGGUUUCAGUAGGGUCACUUAUUUCUUCUCUUAUGUCUCUUUAUGAACAUGGUAACAACCGGCUACCAAAACAAAGAACAGAGAAACUCUGAUUAAAACCCACACAGAGGGAGGGUGACCGUUCUCUGCUCAGGACGCCAUUAAAGGGGCACCGUGUACUUUUGGAGAAGAAAUUCAAAAUCUGAAUUGUAUUGUUUACAAUGAGGUAAUAAAACAAACUGAAUUAUUUAUCUCUUCCACAAGUGAAUAAACAAGCUGUUCUUAGAGGACAAGGUCCCCAGAACACUGUUGCAAGCUAGAAAGGUGGCAGGGUCCGCCACGUAUAAAAAGAGUAAAGCAGUAUGAAACUGCGUUUGUCCUUUAAGGUCAGUUUGUUUAUUCAGUCAUAAAAAAAGAAGCAAGUUGGUUUAUGAAGUUUGUUUUGUCAUUUAACUUUUUUUUCGCUUCUGAUCAAAAUGUCUUCCUUCAGACUGCACAGUGCACCUUUAAUGUUUGAAAUCUCAUAUACAGAACCUUUAAAAGGGACAUUUUUUGCUAUUGGAACUUGUCUAGAAACAUUUCUGACUCAACAGUUUGAUAGGUUUCUGUUUUUUCUUGAAAACUUUUUAGAAAUGAUGUUCUUAAGGGGUUUUUUGUGUAACUUUUGAAUAGCACUUGAUAUGGUUCAAUGGAUGGGUUUACAUUUUCAUUUUCUUUGUUAUUUUUUUAAUUAUAUAACCAUGACUCCAUGAAUAUUUUAGUACAUUGCUGUAAAUGUUCGAUCUGUACAUAAUGUACAUGUAAAGCCUCUAGGAAAAGUUAAGUCAGCCUUUGAGAUAUUAAAUUCAUUUUAAGUAC
This is a messenger RNA of Acanthopagrus latus (yellowfin seabream), 7613 nucleotides long. RefSeq names its product lysine-specific demethylase 2B (gene kdm2bb). NCBI's taxonomy places the organism in Eukaryota, Metazoa, Chordata, Actinopteri, Spariformes, Sparidae. The record is from RefSeq and is a predicted model, not a curated record. Gene Ontology annotation, molecular function: transcription coregulator activity; DNA binding; zinc ion binding. The coding region runs from base 305 to 4498 and encodes 1397 amino acids. The transcript has 21 exons. Gene Ontology annotation, biological process: regulation of transcription by RNA polymerase II; protein demethylation.